Prorocentrum cordatum is the source of this 1361-nucleotide messenger RNA. The record is from the annotation of a GenBank genome assembly. NCBI's taxonomy places the organism in Eukaryota, Dinophyceae, Prorocentrales, Prorocentraceae.
AUUGUUUCAAGGUGCUGUCAUGUACGAAAGUCUGCGACGUUCAACUCACAUACGUAUUUUGAGCAGAGCUCACACUUCACAUCAGCUACACAAACCCAGGGUGGUUCCUUCGCCUGCGCCCGUACAGUUCACAGCACCCUAGCAUGAUAUUGCAUCAGCUGCUUGGCUGGAGGGCUCGUUCUUUUCGAAUUCGUGCUUCCGUUCUGGCGUCUCACGCGUUCAGCUAGAUGUACCCAGCACGAUUACAUCUGAGUCUCCGCGUGUGUCGCCAAUCUGUGCGGCCGAGGUGCCCGUUGCACAGCAAGCAUUCUUCUCACCACUGCGGUCCUGCCACUUGCGCCUAUUUUUCCAUCCCUUCGCGAGUCUAUUGGGCUUGCCUCUUCCAGCCUCGUCGAGCACCUGGCCUCUGUGGCGUGGCCACACAGCGGCCCCAACGUUCCGACCCUCCCGGGUCGUGGCCCUGUGGCGAAAGCCCGUGGGGCCAAUACCUCUCGAUGGGCGCCUGCCGCAGUGGACACGGACACUUGCAUGGAGCCUGGGACGCGAGGGCGCCUUGCAGCAUGCUGCCCGCGGCACGUCCCGCCGCCGUGUCAGCUCAGCACUCGGUCGCGACCGUUCGAGGAGCGCGCAGGGACCUAGUUUGAAGGCCUCCCCGAGAUGGGACAGACGCCUGUCAAUGCAUCCACCACACGAAGGACAGCGUCUGGAGCCAGCAGCCCCUGUGGAAGAAGUAUGAGUGGAUGGGCUACCACUGGAGGCCUGGGCUGCCAGAGGACAGGCUGAUGGACCCCCCUUUCUUCCCGAUGGUCAACAACUGGCCCUACCCCUACGGGACCAAGGGCUCGUGGGUGUCGCCGGAGGCCGCCCUGCGCCACAAGUGGUUCGGCAACUUCGCGGGGAAGAUGAAGGAGUACGCCAGAGAGCGCAACGCCCACAUGAUCGGCGAGGGCGUCGUGGCCCCCCCGCCUUGCACGCCCCAGCCCAUCUGCCAGAUGCUCGAGGUGCUCACCGUCGCCAUGGACCGGCGGGGCCACGUCGUCGCCUCCCUGGGCUCGGGGCACUCGCAGGCCGAGUACGACGAGGCCGACGCGAGCUGCGUCAGCGCACUUUCGGUGUCCGGCGCAGUCCUGGUGGCGCAGCUGUCCUCCCUUCUGGCGGGCUACACCUUCUACGCCAGCGUCGCCAACACCGUGCACUGCUGGCUUCACGCCGCGGGCUGCGUCGGCGUCGUAACCCUCGGCGUCAGCGUCGGCGACUGCGGCUACGUGUGGUACCUUCUCGCAGCCGUCGGGGUGCCGACGCUCCUCCUCGAGGCCGGCUCGCUGGCGGGCCUCUUUUGGCUGCGCCGCUCGGCCUUCUGA